AUUGUUCUUGUUUUUGUGUCUACUCCUACGUCAUUCGGCAUAUUUGGGCUUUUAGUUGCUCUCGCUAAAGUUUAUCAGCUAGUUUUGUUCCGACACAAAGAUGUUCAAUUCCGGAUUUUCUUCAACCAUAUCAGGAUGGUUCUCUGGAUCAACUGAAAAGAAGUCUGCCGAAGAAAGCGCGACUGACAAGGUUGAUGAAAAUACUGAAUCAAAGUCAUCAUCUGGGGGUGAAAUAGGUGAUGACAAUAAUCAAGAUGUAAAAGAAAAAGAAAAUACUGAAAAUGAAAAAGGGAAGGAUCCAGAAAUAGAAUCCUCAUCCAAUCAAUUGACUGCUGAAGAAAUGCAAGCAAAAAUAUCACAAGAAACACAAAAAAUGAUGAAUUCGGCUGUGACUUUCGGAAAUUACCUGUUUGGUGUGGCAUCUGAAGCAUCAAAAAAAGUUUCAGAAAAGGUGACGGAAACUGCUACAACAAUCAAGAAAACAGUAGAGGAAAAGUCUAUCAUUGGAGACUUGAAUCGAGAGCAAGAAGAAUUUUUGCAGAAGAAACGAGAAAGACAAGCGGGUGAUGCCAGUGUACCACCUUGGAUUGGUUAUCAAGAAAGUGAAACAAUGAAACAACAAAUUCUUGCCUUGUCUACUGACAAAAGAAAUUUUCUACGAAAUCCUCCUGCAGGAGUACAAUUCAAUUUUGAUUUCGAUCAUCAUUUCCCUGUUGCUAUGGCUACAUUAAAAGAAGAUGAAAACCUACAGAAAAUGAGAUUUGAUCUUGUUCCGAAAAGUCUGAAAGAAGAAGUAUUUUGGCGAAAUUACUUCUAUCGUGUUUCCUUAAUCAAGCAAUCGGCACAACUGUCAACUUUGGCGGAAAUAACUCGAUCUUCUAACGAUGCAUCUUCAUCAGCGUCAAGUACGUCAUCUGCUGUCAUUAUCGGAAGUACGAACACUGGAACAACUUUAAGUCGAUCAAGUAGCUCAAAAUCAUUAACCAAAUCCGACUCCGAAAGUCCAUCCAAUGUAACCAACAAACACCAAAAAGCAGAAUCCCUCGACCAUAUCAAUGACACACAUGAAAUGGAACCUGGUGUUGGUCCAGAGUUUGUUUCGGAUGAUUUCGACCCUUCAGCUUUAAACCCUGACGAUUUGGAACGAGAAAUGAAGCAACUGGGCAUGGAAGAUGGGGGAGGGACAGAAGGGGAAGUACCUGAAUGGGAAAAGGAGUUACAAAAAGAAUUACAGGAUUAUGAGGUUGUUGAAGAAAAUGACAAGGACAAUGCCUGGGAGAAAGAGAUUGAGGAUAUGUUAAGUAGUGAAGCAAAAGAAUAAUAUCAUAUUUUGUAUAUUUAUUCCUUAUUUUUUGAAUUCUGCUAACUGUACACUCUAUGGUUAUUCACACAUUUCGUUUUAGCUUUAAAUUCUUAUCUAAUCUAAUGGUUUACAGUUUUACACAGUGUGAAAAUUUUAGUGAUGGUCGCCAGGUGUUUCAAGAUCUAUUCGGGUGCAUGUUCUUUAUUUGCUAUCGAAUGGGUUUUCUACUUAUCGUACACUUUUGUGUGCUGGUAUGUCUGUACUUUAUGGAUGUUGUAGCAAGAGUAAAGAUAACUAUUUUAAGUGAUUUAAAAAUCUUGCUGCACAUUAACACAAAUUUAUUUCUGCAAUAUUUGGUUAGACUAAAUGUUCUUCUAUAGUUCAUAAAAUGGCCGGUAUGUAUAGGUUUUAGCUCAUUUGACAUUAUAUAGCUUAGUAGUCAAUUCAUUCUACCAGUUUAGUCAUGGUGAGUUAGAUACAUUUUGAAAAGACUGUUCAUCACCGAGCUCUAAUGCAGCGGUUCCUAAACUUUUAUCAUCUGUGGCCCCCUUGCUCUUGUAUAACAAUUAUUACUUUUGCUUUUAACUCGUUUUUACUCGAUCUUAAGAUCGGUAAGUAUGUUGAUAGGUAUUUGUCUGUCUGUUAGAUGAACGCGAUAUCUCACGAAGGUGAGGUUGCAUCUGCUCCAAAUUUUUCAUGUACGUUCAUCAUAUCUCGGACCAGAAUCCUUUUGAUUUUGGAUGAAUUAUGUCGAAUAAUUAGCGUGUUAUUAAUUAAUUAGUGAUGGGACAUGCGGUGUCACUAUAGGGUCAUGAAUCGAUAAUCUUUGGUCUCCGAUCGAUAUUCUCGUUUUAUACUUGCCGGUUUAAUAUUAGAAGCUAACAAACAAGAUCAAAGGAAUAAAUACAUUAAUGUUGUCAUCGUGAUUGUGGCCGCCAGAUAAUCGCUCUGUUGCCCUGUGGGGGUCGAGAGCCCAGUUUUAAAAUCCCUGCUGUAGUAGAUAGGGGUGAUCCAAUUAAGUAAAUUGUCAUAUGUGCAAUAUUAAAGUAGAGCAUAACCAUAGGUAACUCUGAAAAAGAUUGAGUCAAGAAUAAAUCUUCGCUAUGAUUCAAUAGAACUUUACAUCACAGCACAUCCUGGAGCUUUUCCAUUUCAUACCUUUGCUUAAACAGAAAUAUGUAAUUUUAGAUUUUGAAAUGUUCCGUUUUUGAUAGUUGUCUUAUGUUUUGUUUCAUUCCUUCUGUUGUAUAUAUAUUUCCUCUACGGCAUUAUGUAUUCUAUUAAAAAUUUCUUAUAUGGUGU
Styela clava is the source of this 2605-nucleotide messenger RNA. Its product is annotated as synapse-associated protein 1-like. Lineage: Eukaryota; Metazoa; Chordata; Ascidiacea; Stolidobranchia; Styelidae. The record is from RefSeq and is a predicted model, not a curated record. Gene Ontology annotation, cellular component: Golgi apparatus; nucleus; cytoplasm. Gene Ontology annotation, biological process: regulation of short-term neuronal synaptic plasticity; TORC2 signaling.